CGGACGUCAGAGGACGAACAAGUAACCGUAGUUUACAUCCCCUCUGGUCCAUGAGCAUGUUCCCUGCUCGAGUGAGGGGUGCACAGAGGCUGCUGCAGUGCAGACACACAGUGGGGGGUCCUCCUUCACCUGGGAGGGCCUUCUCCUCCAGACUGGUGCUGGGCGUGGAGACGAGCUGUGACGACACUGGAGCGGCUGUGCUGGAUGAGACGGGUAAAAUCCUGGGAGAGUCUCUCCAUUCACAGAAAGAAGUGCAUCUGAGGGCCGGAGGCAUCAUCCCCACAGUGGCACAGCACCUCCACAGGGAAAACAUAGAGCGUGUGGUCCAGGAGGCUCUGGAGAGAAGUGGAGUGCACCCGAGCCAGCUCGCGGCUGUGGCCACCACGGUGAAGCCGGGCCUGGCCCUGAGCCUGGGCAUCGGCCUCGAGUUCAGUCAGAGGUUUGUGCGGCAACACAACAAACCGUUCAUCCCCAUCCACCACAUGGAAGCCCACGCCCUGACCGUCAGGAUGCUUCAUCCCGUGGCCUUCCCCUUCCUGGUGCUGCUCGUCUCUGGUGGCCACUCACUUCUCGCCGUGGCCCGAGGGGUGGACGACUUUCUGCUUCUGGGUCACACUCUGGACGAAGCUCCAGGGGAUAUACUGGAUAAAGUGGCGAGACGCUUGUCCCUCGUCAAUCACCCACAGUGCUCCACCCUUAGUGGAGGACAGGCCAUCGAGCUUCUGGCAAAGAAUGGGGACAGGAGGAGGUUCCGUUUCAGAACGCCCAUGGGUCAAACUCACGACUGCUGCUUCUCUUUUGCUGGACUACGGAAUCAAGUCACAAUGACGAUACUAAAAAAAGAGGCAGAGGAAGGAGUAGAACAGGGGUCACUGCUGUCAUGUGUGAAUGACAUUGCAGCAGCCACGCAGCACACUGUCGCCUCUCAUCUCGCAAAGCGAACACAUCGUGCCAUCUUGUUCUGCAAGGCAAACGGCCUGCUGCCAUCAAGCACUCCAACUUUGGUGCUUUCUGGAGGAGUUGCAAGCAACCAGUAUAUCCGCAAGGCUUUGACCAUCAUCGCUGAGACGACAGGACUGCGCCUGCUCUGUCCUCCGGCCAAAUUCUGCACCGACAACGGAGUGAUGAUUGCAUGGAACGGUGUUGAACGUCUGAGGGAAAGCAAAGGAAUACUGCCUCCACAUGUAGACGUCCGCUACGAGCCUAAGGCGCCGCUGGGUGUCGAUAUGUCAGCGGAGGUGAAGGCAGCGGGGAUCAAGUUGCCAUCAGUCAAACUCAAGAUCCUCAACUGACAACACUGUUGUUUUUGUCCUGGACAAACAAUACGUUUGUAACACCUGGAUUUUCCCCCGGUUCAAAGUAUAUACUAUGUAUAUUUUGUAUAUGUAUACAGCACGCAGAUAUUUAUUAAUAAAUGUGUUGUUGUACAUCUCAGUUCUUAAAAUCAAAUUCAGCAAAGUU
Molecule: messenger RNA, 1461 nt
Organism: Hippoglossus stenolepis (Pacific halibut)
Lineage: Eukaryota; Metazoa; Chordata; Actinopteri; Pleuronectiformes; Pleuronectidae
Gene: osgepl1
Product: O-sialoglycoprotein endopeptidase-like 1
Exons: 8
Coding region: 51-1292 (413 amino acids)
Biological process (GO): tRNA threonylcarbamoyladenosine modification
Cellular component (GO): mitochondrion
Source: RefSeq, a predicted model, not a curated record